Dentiscutata heterogama is the source of this 886-nucleotide messenger RNA. The record is from the annotation of a GenBank genome assembly. Lineage: Eukaryota; Fungi; Glomeromycota; Glomeromycetes; Diversisporales; Gigasporaceae.
GCAAUAUAUCAAAUUCCGACAGAAGAUAAUGAACCAGUCAAAAGUGUUCCUUUGGCAAUGCAAAGACUUUUUUAUCAAUUACAAAUAUCAGAUACUCCAGUUAUAACAACGGAAUUAACGAACUCUUUUGGGUGGGAUUCGUCAGUUUGUAACACGCAGCAUGAUGUACAAGAGUUUGAUAGAGUGUUACUAGAUUAUAUAGAGAAUAAAAUGAAGAAUACAAAUGUAGAUGAUGCCAUUUCUAGACUCUUUGUUGGAAAAAUGAAGAGUUAUGUUAGAUGUGUCAACGUAAAUUUUGAGAGAUCAUGUAUUGAGGAUUACUAUGAUAUUCUUCUUGAAGUAAAAGGACACAAAACUUUAAGCGAUUCAUUCAUGAAUUAUAUUCGUGAAGAAUCUUGUGAAUAUCAAACUGAAACUUAUGGUUUGCAAGAUGCAAAAAAAGGUGUAAUUUUUGAGAGUUUUCCACCCGUACUACGUAUACAAUUAAACCGAUUUGAAUAUGAUUCGCAAAAAGAUACUGUAGUUAAAAUAAAUGAUCGUCUCGAAUAUCCUCUGGAAAUUGAUUUAGAAAGAUAUUUAUCAUCAGAUAGUGAUAGGUCAAAACCGCAUAAUUAUUUACUUCAUGGAGUAAUUGUUCACAGUGGUGACUUAUAUGAAGGCAGUUAUUAUAUUUUUUUAAAACCAGAAAAGAAUGGAAAAUGGUUUAAAUUUGACAAUCAUAGAAUUAUACCUGUAAUUGAUAAAGAAGUGCUUGGAGAUAAUUAUGAAGUUGAAAUCACCAAAGCUAACAGUUCUAUGAAUGCAUACAUGCUGAUAUAUAUCCGCGAAUCCGAUAUCGAUUUUGUGCUAUCUCCGAUACUUGCUGAGGAUAUACCAAGACAUCUAC